AUGGCCUCCACCUCUGCCAAAGAACCUCCUGUGGUUGCGGCCGCCAGCCCAGAGGGACCAUGCAAAGCCUCCAACGCCAACUUCAGCAUUGCCGGCAUGCAAAACCCGUACGUGCGCGCAGCGCUCCCAUUUAUCAACGGCGGUAUCGCCGGCAUGACAGCAACAGUAGUAAUCCAGCCCGUCGACAUGGUGAAAGUUCGUCUUCAACUCGCCGGCGAAGGCGCAAAGACUGGACCCCGCCCAUCUGCCCUCGGAAUCACCCGCGACAUCAUCGCCUCCGGUAAAGCCUUGGAUCUCUACACGGGUCUCUCAGCCGGUCUCCUCCGCCAAGCAGUCUACACUACCGCUCGCCUGGGCCUCUUUGAAACAUUCAUGAAAUCCAUCAAAAGCAAGGCAGACGAAGCAAACCGCAAAGUAACCUUUGCCGAGCGCGCGGGUGCAGGUCUCUCGGCCGGUGGUCUCGCCGCAAUGAUAGGUAACCCAGCCGAUCUCGCACUCGUACGCAUGCAAUCCGACGGUCUGAAACCUCGCGAGGCGCGCGCAAACUACAACUCUGUCUUUGAUGCGCUGGGUCGUAUCACGAGAGCCGAGGGAAUCACCGCGUUAUGGGCCGGUGCCCUUCCAACCGUGAUUCGCGCCAUGGCUCUGAACAUGGGACAAUUGACUUUCUUCGCGGAAUCCAAGAGCCAGCUUAAGCAACAUACCACUCUUUCACCUGGGACUCAGUCCUUCGCUGCAUCUGCCAUUGCAGGGUUCUUUGCUAGUUUCCUUUCCUUGCCGUUUGACUUUAUCAAGACUCGUCUGCAGAAGCAGCAGAAGGAUCCAAAGACGGGCAAGCUGCCAUACAAGGGCGUUUUGGAUUGCGCACGCAAGGUCGUUACAGAGGAGGGUUGGCUGCGUUUCUAUCGUGGCUUCGGUACAUACUACGUGCGGAUCGCUCCUCAUGCGAUGGUAACCCUCAUUGUUGCCGAUUACCUCAACCUUAUCACCAAAUAG
Molecule: messenger RNA, 996 nt
Organism: Penicillium angulare
Lineage: Eukaryota; Fungi; Ascomycota; Eurotiomycetes; Eurotiales; Aspergillaceae
Product: putative mitochondrial dicarboxylate carrier protein
Exons: 2
Coding region: 1-996 (331 amino acids)
Biological process (GO): transmembrane transport
Molecular function (GO): oxoglutarate:malate antiporter activity
Source: RefSeq, a predicted model, not a curated record